Messenger RNA from Sciurus carolinensis (gray squirrel), 2434 nucleotides. RefSeq names its product ladybird homeobox 1 (gene Lbx1). The coding region runs from base 519 to 1364 and encodes 281 amino acids. Lineage: Eukaryota; Metazoa; Chordata; Mammalia; Rodentia; Sciuridae. Gene Ontology annotation, biological process: regulation of DNA-templated transcription. Gene Ontology annotation, molecular function: DNA-binding transcription factor activity, RNA polymerase II-specific; DNA binding. The record is from RefSeq and is a predicted model, not a curated record. The transcript is spliced from 3 exons.
GGCGGAGCGCAGCGGAGGAGCCUUAAGUCCGCCCCGGUAACCCAGACUCCCGGCCCGUUUGCCUAUCAGUCUUAUCCUAGCCGGCCGGAAAGCCAGCCGCAGACCAGGGAAAGAGUGCAAGAUUGCCGGAGGAGUCCGGGAUCGGCGCCCUUGCCUCGGCUUUUCCAACUGCCGCCGCCAGGACCCGGGGCCAGGAGCCGCCGCGGAGCCACCUGAUACCUUUAAAUAGCACCGGGGCUGGCGAAACUGGAGCCCCGCGCUGCGCGCCCCGGCUCCGGCCCCGGAUUGCUGGAAGCCCCGGCAGCAGUGGCGGCGCCGGCGUCAGCGCUCUUCUCCGUGGGCCCCGAGCGUCUAAGCCUGCCUCAGCCACCGCGCUAAUCAGUCCGGUGCCCAGCCCGCGCCCUGCCCGGCGCGGCCUCCUUGCCGCCGCCUGCCCGCACCGGCCGGCACCCGAGUUGCCCGCGGGCUGGGUCCCCGCGGCCCAAGCCGCCCCAGCGGGGCCCCCAAACGAGGCCGAGAUGACUUCCAAAGAGGACGGCAAGGCGGUGCCGGGGGAGGAGCGGCGGCGCAGCCCGCUGGACCACCUGCCACCGCCCGCCAACUCGAACAAGCCACUGACGCCGUUCAGUAUUGAGGACAUCCUCAACAAACCGUCUGUGCGGAGAAGUUACUCGCUGUGCGGGGCGGCGCACCUGCUGGCCGCCGCGGACAAGCACGCGCCGGGCGGCUUGCCCCUGGCGGGCCGCGCGCUACUCUCGCAGACCUCGCCUCUGUGCGCGCUGGAGGAGCUCGCCAGCAAGACCUUUAAGGGGCUCGAGGUCAGCGUCCUGCAGGCAGCGGAAGGCCGCGAUGGGAUGACCAUCUUUGGACAGCGGCAGACCCCCAAGAAGCGGCGAAAGUCCCGCACAGCCUUCACCAAUCACCAGAUUUACGAGUUGGAAAAGCGCUUCCUAUACCAGAAGUAUCUGUCCCCAGCAGAUCGCGACCAAAUCGCGCAGCAGUUGGGCCUCACCAACGCACAGGUCAUCACCUGGUUCCAGAAUCGGCGCGCCAAGCUCAAGCGGGAUCUGGAGGAGAUGAAGGCCGACGUGGAGUCCGCCAAGAAACUGGGCCCCAGCGGGCAGAUGGACAUCGUGGCGCUGGCAGAACUGGAGCAGAACUCGGAGGCCGCAGGCGGCGGUGGCGGUGGCUGUGGCAGGGCCAAGUCGAGGCCGGGUUCUCCUGCACUCCCCCCAGGCGCCCCGCAGGCCCCGGGCGCCGGGCCCUUGCAGCUCUCGCCCGCCUCUCCGCUCACGGACCAGAGGGCCAGCAGCCAGGACUGCUCGGAGGAUGAGGAAGACGAAGAGAUCGACGUGGACGAUUGAGCGGCGCCUUGUAUCUUCCGCCGCCCUGGGCCCCUAGCGCCUGCACACCCGCCGCCUCCCGGACAGGACCGCCGAGGGGAGCUGGGACCUCCUCUGCAACUCCCGCCUCCUCCCUUGUCCCCGGGCCCGGACUCGGCUCCCAGCAGCCGUCUCUUCCCUCUCGAAGCAAUAAACCCGGGCUGGCCGCCGGGCGGGCUACCAUACGCGGCCUCCGCCGCCCCGGGAGCCCUCGCCGUGCAAUUCUGUAUGGCUUCUGUAUAGAUAUUUAAACCUAUAUAGCAGGUUCUUCCCACCGCAGCCUGGGUUUUUCCUUUCUUUUAUUUUUUUAAAUCUCAGAGAUUUCGAUGUUUUCAGAGCUCUCAGGCUGCCGGGUUGGCUGAGGGCGAGGCAGAAUCCAGAGCGGUGAACACUAACCCGCGAUCUAGAAAAGGGGGUAGCUCCGGCUGUUUUGAUUUUUCUCUGCAUGUGGCGAAUGCACCAGUCAACUCCCUCCUCGCCUCCCUGGGCCGUUUGCAGUUGACUUCUUUUAUUUCCUUCUGCCCUUUUUUUCCCUGCGUGGGAAGGGGGUAAGGGAGGCAGCCGGUUCCUGACUUGCAAGUUUCAAAAUCGAUUUUACCUCCCCCCCCCCCGCGAGAAAAGUCUGUUUUCGAUGCCAUUUCUGCCUCCCAAUGCCCACUGAUGCUAUUUUAAAGAUUCCUCCCUCUCUCGCAUUUUCUCGGACAGAUUGCUGGAGUCCAGCUCUUAGGGACAAAGUAGGGGGACAUAGAACCAACAACCAACCAUCGAAAACAGAACCCAAAGCCCUAGAAUUAUUUUUUACUCUUUUUAGAAUUUUUUUGCAUGUGACAGAGACAGAGAGGAGGCCGACCCAAGCCCUCACCCCACUUCCUCUGCAGCUCUGGGUCUGUCUUGCCGUCUCCAACACCCAGAUCCCAGUUCCACUUGGCCAGACAAGGAUGGCCCGUUGAGUGUGGGUCCCGCGUGCUCCUCCCCUGCUCCUGCCCUGCCCUCUCCUCUGCGGACUGUACCCAAGGCCUCUUUCUCCGAUAAAUAAAGUCUUUGCCAUUUUA